This is a messenger RNA of Kockovaella imperatae, 1438 nucleotides long. RefSeq lists its product as hypothetical. The transcript is spliced from 4 exons. Gene Ontology annotation, cellular component: nucleus. Gene Ontology annotation, molecular function: 3'-5'-RNA exonuclease activity. Gene Ontology annotation, biological process: U6 snRNA 3'-end processing. Lineage: Eukaryota; Fungi; Basidiomycota; Tremellomycetes; Tremellales; Cuniculitremaceae. The record is from RefSeq and is a predicted model, not a curated record. Bases 201 to 1043 code for a protein of 280 amino acids.
AUACGAAUGACCAAUGUGGACGUCAUUCAAGGUGCCGAGGAGGAGGGCGUUGUAGAGCUAUGGGUGGGGUCAGUCGAAUCACCAUGAAUCCCGUCCAAAUAUGUAGAGAUAGUUUCAUCGAGAGCCUCACGGGGUACGCCGGAUCGUAAAAAUGCGCUGGGGAAUGCAUUUCAGCUAUAGCACAUUCUUACUUCACGUCCAUGGGUCUAGUGGAGUAUGAGUCUGACGAGUCGGAGGAUGAGAAACCCCCUGAGAAUACGGUUCUGCCAGUGAAGACAAGCAAACGCGCUCCCAGGUCUCCCGGAGAGCUACAUAUCCAGUCCGUCUCCUCUCCCAUGCCUGACUUUGCUAAUCUCCCAGGGGAUCCGCGCGAUGAUCCUUCUCUGCAUCAAGGCCGGAAACGGACCCGUCCAUUCGUUGACGGCGACCACGACGCUCACGUCUACAUCAGCUUGAGCGUCUCAAAUCGUCUCAGGCAGGCACUUGAGAAUAUCAUUGCUCGAGCUCGUGUACUGUGCCCAAACAUCACCCUCGUAUCUCUCCUGGAAUCUCAGUACCUGCAUAUCUCCCUGACUCACCCGCUCCCCCUGAGACGGUCUCAAAUCGAGCCAGUUGCAAGCUCUGUCACCCGCUUAUUGCGCGCAUCGGCAUCGCGACCGUUUCGACUGGCCUUUGCUGGCGACCUAAAGGUCUACUACAACGGUCGUCAGACUGGAGGACAAGGGACAGGCGGAAGAGCCUUCUUGGCCUUUCAAAUCGGUGCUGGGCAUCCCGAGAUCAACGACCUGCUCGAACGAGUGAUACACCCCGUACUUGAUACAUUGCACCUGCCAAGGUACCAUACCAAUCCCGAGUUUCACGCGUCCUUUGCCUGGUGUCUGGACACUGAAACGCCAAUAUCCCAGGCUGUUGUUCGGCAGCUCAACGACGAGCUCAAGGACGCCUUCCUGUUGUCUCAGCCGACCGACGGAUGGCUCAUUCACGAGCUCAUGUACAAAGCCGGCAACACCCUCCGUAGUAUUGCCUUACAUCACCUGAAAUGAGCCGCAUUAUUGGAGCUUCUGAUGACGGGGAUCGGGACGUCUAUGAACCAUCUGAGAACCUGCUUCUCCCACUCCAUCUCCGGCCGAUCCAUCCGUCUCAACCUCAAUGCCUCUUCGCUGAACUGCUCCCGCACUUGCUUUGGAUCCGUGCCCGCUGCCAACAGCUCCUCCUUUUCCCUUGCCUCAUCUGCCAACAUGACUUUACGCUGAGCCAGUGCGUCCUCCCAGACUGACCACGGUAUACAAGCUGUUGUAGGCCGUCCUUUGGCAAACGAUUCAGGUUGCUCUUGAUUCACCAUGGCCUCUUCGCUCGUCUCUGCUAUAUCCUUCUCAUCCAAGACAAAUUGACCCUGUCUGGUCCUCCUGAGCAGGACCACAUGGGCUCCACAGCCAAG